This is a messenger RNA of Neocloeon triangulifer, 1948 nucleotides long. RefSeq names its product cytoplasmic dynein 1 light intermediate chain 2 (gene Dlic). The coding region runs from base 347 to 1777 and encodes 476 amino acids. NCBI's taxonomy places the organism in Eukaryota, Metazoa, Arthropoda, Insecta, Ephemeroptera, Baetidae. The transcript has 10 exons. Gene Ontology annotation, biological process: microtubule-based movement; microtubule cytoskeleton organization. Gene Ontology annotation, molecular function: dynein heavy chain binding. The record is from RefSeq and is a predicted model, not a curated record. Gene Ontology annotation, cellular component: centrosome; cytoplasmic dynein complex.
CGCGGCCGUUCGCGGAGCAGCAGCGGCCAACACAGUGUGGGUGCAGAUGAAUUACAAAAAGAAUCUCAUCUUUCUCGCCGGGCGUGUGCAUAUUUUUUCGUUCUCUUUUUAGUUUCUCGCCCACGCCUUUUAUAAUAGUGAAGGAUCGAAUCAUUUUGUGAUCGGUGGCUUUGGAGUCGGAGUUGAAAAUUAAUAUUAUAAUAUCGAGUGUGUUGUGCGUUUGAAAUAUAAAGGUCGUGAGAGCGGCUGCAGCGGCGGCAGGAUGGCUGGUGGUAUGCACGUCUGAUUCACUCUCGGGUGCGACAAACUACUUUUUUGCUCGAUCGGCGCGGAAUUCCAUCGCGGCAUGACCUGCUUAAAGGAUGUUAAUAGCUCCAUUUGGGCAGCUAUUCUCAGUGAAGUGCAAUCCAGAGGCAACACGAAGUUGCCCACAACCAAAUCGGUUCUUGUCCUAGGUGAAAAUGAAAGUGGCAAAACCACGCUAAUAGCCAAACUUCAGGGAGUCGAAGACCCAAAGAAGGGGUCUGGCCUUGAGUACGCUUACAUAGAUGUCCGAGAUGAGUAUCGGGACGAUAACACAAGACUGCGCGUUUGGGUGUUGGACGGCGACCCUGAACAUUCCCACUUGCUCGAGUUUGCGCUCAAUGAGGAGACAUUUAAGGACACAACCAUCAUGUUCACGGUAUCAAUGACCACUCCUUGGGCCAUGCUGGAGCAGCUGCAGAACUGGGCCACACUGCUCCAGGACCACAUCGACAAACUCAAUCUCUCCGCAGACUUUAUCCAGGAGCGCAAACAAGCCGUUCUUAAAAGGUGGCAGGAGUACAUUGAGCCCGGUGAUGAGCUUGAGGCCAGCUCACCAAUGAGACACUCGACUCGAACCCUAGAGGACGAUCUGAUGGAUGAUGAGUUGCCUCUAGGAGAGGGAACGCUUACUCGAAACCUCGGUCUCGAUAUGGUCGUUGUCGUAACUAAGACUGACUACAUGGGAACUUUAGAAAAAGACAUGGAUUAUCGAGACGAGCAGUUUGACUUUAUCCAGCAGUGGAUCCGCAGGUUUUGCCUGCAGUACGGCGCAGCUUUGUUCUACACCUCAGUCAAGGAGGACAAAAACUGUGACCUGUUGUACAAGUAUCUGGUGCAUAGAAUUUAUCACUUGCCCUUCCGCACUCCGGCGCUUGUUGUAGAAAAAGAUGCAGUUCUCAUACCAUCCGGUUGGGAUAAUAUGAAGAAAAUCAGCAUUCUCUACGAAAAUAUGCAAUCGAUGAAGCCAGACGAUUAUUAUACCGAUGUCAUAUCAAGGCCCCAAACUCGAAAGCCUGUUGCAAGAGAAAUUGAAAUCCACGCAGAUGAUGAGCAGCAGUUUUUGAUCAAACAGCAGCAACUUUUGCAGCAGGGAGGCACUCCGUCAGCCCCUCUUGGCAUGACCCGACAGGAGUCUCCUAUGAGGACGCCAACCAGCUCGAAAACCAGCGACAGACGAACAUCAACCACUCCUGGAGUGCAGGGCUCUCCAAAGAAGAUGGAAGCCAAAGUGGGCGCAGCUGCCGGAGGAGAGGGCGUUUUGGCAAAUUUCUUCAACUCACUUCUGCACAAGAAAACCGGCACUCCUUCCCCAGGUAAAGGGUCAGUCAUGGACAAAAAUGCUGUUCGAUCGGACGCUGCUGCUGAGCUGGACCGGCUGACCAGAAACAAAAAAACGUCGUCCCCACCUGGAUCUCCCGACUCUUCGGCAAACUCAAGUUUGGAGCAGCCGCCUUCAUCGUCUGAAUGCUGAGUCGUGACUUGUGAUAGCGUUUCGUAUCGAAAGUACCACCAAGGUCUUAAUAACUUCAUUAUUUGUUUGUUCUCUCAAAGAUCCCUUGUCGAUCAAGAGAUUCAACCCUCAGAGCCUAGUUUUCUUCAUUUUUUGAAGCAUCCACUGUCUCAAAAGAAAGUUUAUGAUUGC